AUGGCAGAUAGGGCUGUUAAAAUGGCAGAAGCUGGAUGCAAAUAUAUUGCAGUACUUGGUGUGGACUUCAUGUCUGAAAAUGUUGGUGCAAUACUUGAUCAGGCUGAUUUUAAGAAGCACAGUGGAAUAUAUCUUCAGGUCUCUGAACUUUUCAAAUUUUGUCUUGCUAUGAUCAGGGAGUUUGACAUAUAUGCAGUUUUGGAGGCAGCUUCAAAUUCACCUCCUUCAUUGCAUGUGAUCUACAUAAAUACUUCCUUGGAGACUAAGGCCUAUGGACAUGAACUAGUGCCUACAAUCACUUGUACUUCAUCUAAUGUUGUGCAGACAGUUUUUCAGGAUGGUAACUGCAUUGUGCAUGAUAUGUUUGGUCAUGAAGUAGUGGAGAGAAUAAAAGAGCUGUACUGUGAUGCAUUCUUAACAGCUCAUUUUGAAGUUCCUGGUGAAAUGUUUUCUUUGGCAAUGGAAGCAAAAAGGAGAGGAAUGGGAGUUGUACGUUCCACCCAAAACAUUUUGGAUUUCAUUAAAAACCAGUUGCCACAGUUCGUGGAUUACUGGGUUCAAGGGAAUCAAGAUGUAAAACAAUCUCCAGUCUUAUCGGAUUCAGUAUCAAGGACAUCAAUGAAUGGGUCUCAUGGUCUAAAUUCUGCUAUACCAAGUGAUAUCAAAGAACUUGCUGUUGUUCCCGGUGUUGCAAAUGGUGAAGGGUGCUCUAUUCAUGGAGGUUGUACUUCCUGUCCAUAUAUGAAGAUAAACUCACUAAAAUCGUCGUUGAGAGUUUGCCAGCAACUUCCCAACAAAAACGGCACUCUUCGUGCCUAUGAAGCUAACAGGUUUAAUACAGUAACACUUGGUGGAAAACCGGUUGUAGAUAUUGGAUGUGAGCCAAUUCUACACGAGGCACCUUUAGAUUAG
Messenger RNA from Musa acuminata AAA Group (dessert banana), 912 nucleotides. RefSeq names its product quinolinate synthase, chloroplastic-like. Lineage: Eukaryota; Viridiplantae; Streptophyta; Magnoliopsida; Zingiberales; Musaceae. Gene Ontology annotation, biological process: 'de novo' NAD+ biosynthetic process from L-aspartate. The record is from RefSeq and is a predicted model, not a curated record. The transcript has 6 exons. Gene Ontology annotation, molecular function: quinolinate synthetase A activity; 4 iron, 4 sulfur cluster binding. Gene Ontology annotation, cellular component: chloroplast. Bases 1 to 912 code for a protein of 303 amino acids.